Molecule: messenger RNA, 2869 nt
Organism: Cephus cinctus (wheat stem sawfly)
Lineage: Eukaryota; Metazoa; Arthropoda; Insecta; Hymenoptera; Cephidae
Product: zinc finger protein 2 homolog
Exons: 3
Coding region: 347-2095 (582 amino acids)
Biological process (GO): regulation of transcription by RNA polymerase II
Cellular component (GO): nucleus
Molecular function (GO): RNA polymerase II cis-regulatory region sequence-specific DNA binding; DNA-binding transcription factor activity, RNA polymerase II-specific
Source: RefSeq, a predicted model, not a curated record
CGUACUCUAAUUUCUCUCAAACAGAGCGGAUACUGUCUGAUCAAUUGGUAAUCCUGGAACAAUGCUGGAGCACGGAUGCUGCAUUUGUAAAAUAAUGGAAGGAGGCAAAGGAACUCGUCAAGGUCAAGCAAUACAGAAUAAGUUGUCAGAAACAGUGAUAAAAUACUUCCGUAUUUUUCUCGUCUCGCAGACACGCAGUUCAUGCCCAUCUGGACGCUAUAAUGCCAUUUGUCCUAGGGUUACGUGAAAACACAAAGUAUGUUUGGACCUACGAGGCAUUAAACCAUUGAAGAUAUAUUCCUUUACUUGUUGAAGUCUUGUGAAUUUGUGGGAGACUGUGUUACUUAUGAUGGACAUCGGUACACCCACGAAAGCAAAGAUUUUAGCUAACGAUAAAACGGAACCGUGGAACUCUGUAUUUAUCAAGCCUGAGCCCGAAGAAUAUAGCCCUGUAAAUGACAGCAUUUAUUCCAUGGAUCAAGCAGUGAAGUCUGAGCUAGAAGACACAGCUUUAUCAGGGAGACAAAGUGUACUUGCAAUCACAAAGAAUUCAAACAAUUCAAGGGAAUACAUUCACUCGAUUAAUAUUACAAAUAUUUCUGAGAAGAGGAGAGACUAUCGUAUGAAGAGAGGAUUACAGUCAGCAUCGUCAAUGUUAAGUAGAAGAAAGAUUCACUGGUGUGACCAAUGUCAGAGGGAGUUUAAGACCGCACAAAGCUUAAGGUAUCAUAUUGGAACCCAUACAGGGAACAAGCUCUUUCACUGUUCUGUCUGCAAUAAGGGUUUUCAAAGACUAUAUGAUAUGAAUGACCACAUGAGAAUCCAUUCGGAUGUAAAGCCAUUCGAGUGUGGAAUCUGCAAGAAGGGUUUUCUUAGACCACGAGAUUUAAAAUUCCACAUGGCAGUACAUUCAGACCAAAAACCACACGAAUGUCCUGUAUGCAAGAAAAGAUUCUUAAGAACACACGACCUUAAGGAACACGUGGGUACACAUUCCAAUAACAAACCACACAAGUGUAAUAUCUGUAACAAAGGAUUCCAAAGGGCAGACAGGUUACGGUCCCAUAUAAAUACUCAUGCUGAGACCAAACCUUACAUAUGUCCAGUCUGUGCAAAAGGUCUCUCCAGAUCUUUCGAUCUCAAGGUACACAUGAGAACGCACUCCGAUGUAAAACCUUUUGAAUGCCAAAUUUGUAAACAGGGCUUUCUCAGGAGAUGUGACCUCACGUCGCAUAUGCAUGUUCAUGAGAACAAAAAACCAUUUGUUUGUGACGUCUGCAAAAAGGGGUUUGUCAGGAUGUCGUACUUAAGGGUUCACAAGAGGAUACAUCUGGAUGAAAAACCAUUUGAAUGUGAAAUCUGUUGUAAACGUUUCAUUAGGACACAUGACUUAAACAUUCACAUGCGUUGGCACACAGGCGAAAAGCCAUUUGAGUGUGACAUUUGUAAGAAAAGGUUUCGAAAUCACCACGCGAUGAAGUUGCAUAUAAUGGCGCAUAUGGAGGGUGGUCGUCCUUAUAAAUGUCCCAUUUGCAAUCGAGGUUUUCAACGUGCAGACUUUGUCAACAUUCACUUAAAAACGCACAGAAGGAAAGGUGAGAUCAGUGAGAACGAUGAAAUUCUUUUAACUAAUAUACAAAGAGAACAGUCUAAAAAUGCAAUGAUUCUUCUAGAGAAUUUCUUAGAACCUGACGACUCUGAGUGCCUAGAGAUUGAGAAUCAAUCAGGGCACACGUUAAUUAAUCAAGAAAUAGUGAGCAUGCUGAAAACUGAAUUAGGUACGUGUAGUGAUACCCAAGAUGAGAGAAGUCUAGAAAUAAUUACGUAUAACAGUGUAACUUCUGGCGAUGAUAACAAUGAUGGUGAUAAUGUACCAGUACAAAGCAAUGAUGGUCAAGGUAGAAUUGAAAGUAAUUUUAUUACAAAAGACAGUGUUGAGCAUCAAAAUUGUAAUAGACAAAGUGAGAUGACAUUUAUUAAAAAAGAGCCUACAGAUACAGCAGAUAAUGCAGACGUGGAUGCUGUAAGUGCAUUUGAGAGAAAACGACAGCUUGAGUGUGUCAAUAUAAAAAAUGAGCCUACCGAAACAGACUGAAUGGAAAAGAAUUCUUUUAGAUAUAAUAAAUUUCUAAUUUAUUGCACAUAGACUUUAUGUGAUAUAACAUACCAACACAUUAAAAAGACAGACAUAAUUUUAAUGGCUACCUAACAACGUAUAGGUACACUGAAAUCUUCGAUAGAUUCUUACAUUUUUUAUACCAAAUAAAUAUCGUGAAAAUUGCGAUACCUAAAGAUAAAAAUAAAAUUCUGACUUGAGGUUAGUAGAAAGUGAACAAGGAGGAAAUGCAGUACAGAUUGUGUAUACUGCAAGGGUGAAUAAUUAAAAAGACCCCAUUAUAAAAUAAGGAAAAGAAUAAUUGUUAUUUUUUUAUUCUAUUCUGCCGAAUAAUUAAUUACACAGUGAGGACUUUAAUAAGCAUACAUAUAUUCUCGGAGCAAUUAAAAUGACUGCUGGAUAAAGUUCUCAAUACGUAAUCUCUCAUUUUUAAAUAUUGUAUGAAACCACAACGAAUAGAUGAAAGUUAAUUACAUUGGAAGGAACUAUUUUUUAAUUGUUAUCGCGUGGAGACAAUACAAACUUUACCAGUAGAUUUUAUUUUUAUUUUCAAACACUUUUCAUUAGUGAUCUCUUAAUGUGGCGGUUGUCAUUAUUUCAUAUUUUUAUUUAAUCACUGCGGUCCAAUGUAUUCUUAUCGGAAUAGCGUAUACUUAUUCAAUUCAUACACGAUGAACGUAAGACGUUUAUCUAUUUAGUCAAUUAUGAAAAAAAAUGGAAUCUAUUCUGUCUAAUAAAAAUAUUAUAAAAACA